This is a messenger RNA of Chelmon rostratus (copperband butterflyfish), 2962 nucleotides long. Its product is annotated as transmembrane emp24 domain-containing protein 9. The transcript has 5 exons. Gene Ontology annotation, cellular component: endoplasmic reticulum-Golgi intermediate compartment; Golgi apparatus; endoplasmic reticulum. Gene Ontology annotation, biological process: Golgi organization; COPI coating of Golgi vesicle; intracellular protein transport. NCBI's taxonomy places the organism in Eukaryota, Metazoa, Chordata, Actinopteri, Chaetodontiformes, Chaetodontidae. The record is from RefSeq and is a predicted model, not a curated record. The coding region runs from base 12 to 683 and encodes 223 amino acids.
CCGGUAGAAAGAUGGUGUCGGUCAGGAUGCAGUCGUGUGUGUUGUCACUUUUAUUUCUGAACGUUUUCUACAGCGUCGUUUCCUCCUUGUACUUUCACAUCGGAGAGACCGAGAAGAAAUGUUUCAUAGAGGAAAUCCCGGACGAGACGAUGAUUAUUGGUAACUAUCGGACUCAGCUGUAUGACAAACAGAGAGAAGAGUACCUGCCGGCCACUCAGGGUCUGGGGAUGUUUGUGGAAGUUAAAGAUCCUGAUGACAAGGUGAUUCUGUCCCGGCAGUACGGCUCAGAGGGAAGAUUCACCUUCACAUCGCACACACCUGGAGAGCAUCAGAUCUGUUUGCACUCCAACUCCUCCAAGUUCGCCCUGUUCGCCGGAGGCAUGCUGAGGGUUCACCUGGACAUUCAGGUGGGCGAACACGCCAACAACUACGCCGAGAUCGCUGCCAAAGACAAACUGACGGAGCUGCAGCUCAGAGUCCGACAGCUGGUGGAGCAGGUCGACCAGAUCCAGAAGGAGCAGAACUACCAGAGGUACCGUGAGGAGCGUUUCCGUCAGACCAGUGAGAGCACCAACCAGCGGGUCCUCUGGUGGUCCAUCGUCCAGACCCUCAUCCUGGUGGCCAUCGGGAUCUGGCAGAUGAGACACCUCAAGAGCUUCUUCGAGGCCAAGAAACUGGUGUAACUUUUCUGCUGGGGGAGGGUGUGAGUCUGUGUGUGUGUCUGUGUGAGUGUGUGUGUUUGGUCUCUACUGAUAGAUGCAGUACUGAGCGGCGGCAGUCGCUGCUGUCCGAGGAAAAACUGCUGAGGAGACAGGAAGCAGAGAAAUCCUGCUGCACGAUUCGGCUUGAACGCAACACCUUUAGAUUAUUAUUAUUAUUCAUGUUGUCAUUGUUUUCCUCACCAGCCCUGUUUGUAAAGAGCCCCUCACGUUUGCAGUAGACUAUCAGGGAAAAUGUGACAUCUCUAUUUAUUACACAGUUUUCUUCCACAUGUUGACGCCAUAAAACUAAAAGUUCUGCAGCAAAUGAGCUAAAGCGUCGACGCCAACCAGGCAGACGUGCUUUUUAUUCAUUAGCCCCUCUUCUUCCUCGGUACUCACUGUGAUGAGUAUGUGAUGUGUUACUGACCACUAGAGAUGUUGUUCAGAGCAUGAAGAUACAACGUGAAAUAUCAGUGUGAAGCCUCUGAAUGACAGCAGAAAUAAUCAGGAUUCAUGUGGAAAAUAAACAGUUUUGGAAUCCGUUUUCUCGCAGGAAUAUUUGAAUCUGGAAGUUCUGAUUUUCUAGCAGAGUGAACGGAACCAAAAAUGACGACACUGAACUGUUGAUGUUGAGACGACGGCAGAAAACAGGCGCUUUAGAUUCUCCAAACUCUCUUUCAUUGUUGUUUUUGUUCAGUCUGCUGCACGUCCUGAAAUACUGCCCCCUCUGUUCAUGCGAGUAACUGCAUCUGCGGUGUUCAUUUCUGAAGGCGCACAAUGUGGAUGACAGCAGGAACACAGGAUUUAUCUGGUGUCCAUCAUGCACACAUCAGCUCGUAGUUUGAUGUCAGAACGUCAGAGCUUUUUUUUUUGCCUUCAGGUGUGAAACAUUGAAGCAGAUCGUUCAGACAUGUUUCUGACGUCUGUGCAGCUUUUCACUGGUUUAAAUACCUGCACAGGUGGAUGCUGCUAUGAUUGAACAGGAAGGAAGAAAAACCGGUUUCAUUUUGCACCUGCAGAACUUCAGGCCCACGUACGCUCCAAAAACAGAUGCUGUGUUAUUCUGCUUUGUGUGUCUGCGCACACGUUCACACGUUUUUCAGCACGUUUGAGCUGCAGCUGGUUCCUCACAGGUGUGGUCACAUGAUGAAGUCAUGUGAAGCCUUUCGCCUCAUCUGUGAGGUGAAUUAUUGAUCAACGUGUUCGUGGCGACGUCUGCUCGCUGCUUCCACGUGCAGUUUGUCUGAAAUUCAACCAAACGAGACUUUUUCUGUUCGUUACUGCGUGAGUGAAUCUACGUUUUUACUGUGUCCAAACUGAAUGUAUGUUUCUGUUGGUCUCAUUCUGGCUUAGUGUCGGUUUGCUGGUGGGGGUGUAGAAGGAAUAUUCUGAUCAUUAAAACUCCGCCAACGUGUUUGAAUCUGCUGAAUCUUCGUGGUUCUUCAGAAACAAACACGAACAUUCAGAGGAGACUUUUAGUUCCUGGAACUUUGUGAUGGAAAACAGCUUCAGAUCCUGAGGCGUCCAUUCAUUCUGUCAGAUGACAGCUCUCAGUAUCAGCAUCUGUUCGCCGGAGACGCCUCCCUGUGUACCUCUCUGUCUUCAUCAGUUUCAUAGUCAUCUUGAAGGAAACACCAUCGUUUGCUGUCUGUCCUGAUUUCAGCGACUAAAGUCUAAACUGUGACUGAAUGAAUCUGCUGAACUCAAACAUUGAUGUAGAAAUGUUCCAGCGCUGCGUCACCAUCAGCUCCUGACUGUGAUUGGAUGAUCUUUACCUUGAGGUUUUUUACUUCUCAGCUAAAAACACAAACGGUCGAGUAAAGUUCACUUUUGUCGUCAGAUUGGGACGGAACCAAAAACCACAAAUACCUGAGUCACUAAUAUUCAGCUUCCACGUGAUUCAGCUCAGUGAGAAACGUGAGUGAGAUGGUUUGAGUGAAAAUGUCCAGCAGCUGUCGGGUUUUAAAGAAGCUUUUGUCAAAGACGGCAGAUGCUCCACACCAUCACUCUCUUCCUGCUUUAAGGUUUUUACCUCUUCACCUGUUCGCAUUUAGUUCCUCUUUAUUCCUUCCGUACUUUCUGGUGGUUUGUGUUAAUCUUGUAUGUUGCUGGUAGAUUUCAGAGAUGUUUUCCGGGUUUACAGUUGAAAUCAGUUGGUUUAGGCGGGAAGAGGGGCUUGAAUUUAUUUUCUUUUUAGAGAGAUUCUGUCCAUGUGAAAUCUGUCUGAAAUUGCACUCGAAAUAAAGUUUUGUCACAUUUGG